GAGACGCGUGGCAAGCCUCGACGCAUUCGACGCCGACCGUCGAGUCCCCUCGCCGCCGCCAAAAACCACACGAUGCGCCUGCUCGUCGCCCUCGCGGCCGCAGCCCUGUCGUCGGCGUUCGUCGUCGACGACCUGAACCCGGACAACUACGUCCCGAUAACGUCGCACAACAAGGCCAUCCUCAAGGCCGUGAUCCGCUUCAUGGUCGACGGCGACGAGAACGAGGUGCUCGACAACACGUGGCGGAAGCUGUCGCGGGAGAUGAAGAAGAAGUGGCAGCUCCUCAUCGGGACCGUGUGGUGCGGCGGGAAGGGCCAGCCGAUCUGCGAGUACAUGGGCAUCACGGGCACGACGAUCGCCUGGGGCGACCCCUGGGACCUCAAGCCCCUGCCGGAGCGGUUCGAGGGCCGGGCGGGCUACAAGUACGUCCGCGCGUUGAUCGAUGAAGAAAUCCAGCCCUUCUGCGCGACGGAGCACGAGGAGUGGUGCAGCGACGAGAUGCUCGAGUACAAGAAGGUGCUCGAGGGGAAGAGCGACGAGGAGCUCGACAAGCUGAUCGCCUUCCAGACGACGGACGUGCAGCUCAUGAGCAAGGUCUACAAUUCGGAGUACCAGGGGAAGCAGAGCGACCUGCUGCGGAAGGAGGAGGCGCUCGGCCAGGCCUACCAGGACCUCGUGAUCCCCGCGCGCGCGCGGCUCGCGCUCAUGAAGGAGAUCCUCGAGGUCAAGAGCGAGCGCAGCGCGGCGAUCUAGGGGCCGACGGCCGCGGCGACGGACGCGCGGUCGAUUCGUCGACGGCUCCGGGCCGCCGCGGCGACGGCGCGCGCUCGGGAAUAAAACGCGGCGAUUU
This is a messenger RNA of Aureococcus anophagefferens, 850 nucleotides long. Its product is annotated as expressed protein. NCBI's taxonomy places the organism in Eukaryota, Pelagophyceae, Pelagomonadales, Pelagomonadaceae. The transcript has a single exon. Bases 73 to 753 code for a protein of 226 amino acids. The record is from RefSeq and is a predicted model, not a curated record.